This is a messenger RNA of Beta vulgaris subsp. vulgaris (sugar beet), 2857 nucleotides long. RefSeq names its product probable nucleoredoxin 1. The record is from RefSeq and is a predicted model, not a curated record. The transcript has 2 exons. The coding region runs from base 234 to 2591 and encodes 785 amino acids. Lineage: Eukaryota; Viridiplantae; Streptophyta; Magnoliopsida; Caryophyllales; Amaranthaceae.
CCCUUUCACCGGCAUUCCAACUAAAAAUCGAGCUCUGCCUUCAUUCUUCUCUCCUUUCUCUCUCCUCUCUUCUAGAGAUGGCAAUGGGUAAGGUCUGGGUAGGAUAUAGCCUGACCCUUACCCUUACCCAUACCCUAAUUUUUUUAUGCAGACCCAUAUCCUACCCAUACCCAUAGGGUAAAAAAUAUGUAUACCCUUACUCGUAUCCAUAAGGUCCGAUAGGAGAAAGAGAGAUGGAUUGUUCCGAGGUAGGAUCAACCAGUAACACAAAACAACAACAUUCAAAGAAACUGAGGAAGAUAUCAGGGUUUGAGGAAUAUGAAGGGGCAUGGGAAAACAAGGUAAUGCCGUUGUUGAGUUGUAUGAAGGAGAUGCAUCAUCGUCUGUAUCGAAAGAAUGGCGAACCCGUCUUGGAUCCACUCAAGAACAAUCUUGUGUUUGUUUGUUCCUACGUGUCUCCCGAAUUUGACGCCGACAAAAAUGACCCGAUAUUUCCCCAAAGUUUGCUUUCUGCAUGUCUUGAUCUUUAUUCUUACAGAGAUGAUUUCGAGCUUGUUUUGGUUACAAAGAUGACCCCUAAUAAUGAUAAGGGCGUCUUCAGGGAAGUUAUGGUGCGCUUUCCUUUGUCCUCUCUUAUUGUACCUUUUGAGGACUUUGAGCGUCGCAUCUAUAUGUGCGACCUUGUCCUGGACCCGGAGUCUGAGCAAGUUGGGUUUGCUUAUAAGUGCCUGUUUGUCAAUAUUGCCGAAAAAACUCUGUUUGUUGGACAACCCGGUACUUCCCUGCCUUCUCUCCUUGGUCAUCUCAAGAAACUUUUGCGCAGUAGUUCAUUUGAUUAUCAUAGGCUCUUCAAAACUAUGUGGCCCCUCAUCUCUGGGAGCGGGAGCCUUUCAUUAAGACCACCGUAUUACCCCCCUAUUUCUAGAAUUUUUGAAAAUGUCAAGCCUGAGUAUUCUGAUGCUGCUAUCAACGAUUUGGUUUCUCAGUUGCCUCCCAUCCAGAUUGGCCAGAAAUUGGACGUGGAAUCUCUCUUGUCUGCUGGCGGUGGUGGCGGCUCAAAUGAGCUGCUGCUUCGGAAACAUGGUGAGCAAGUGGAACUUGGCAAGGUACUUGAGGGGAAAUACACAAUGAUAUGCUGUUUUCACGCACCGGUCUUCGGUACAGACACCAAUUCAAUUGUAUUUCAGUCUCUAGUAAAUACUUGUUCCGAAUUGUAUGCUCGGGGUGUGAAUUUUGAGAUGGUGGUGGUUGUAAAGAUGAAGAAACUAGCUGAUUACAAACAGGUUUUCGAUCACUUCUUGUCGGGUUUCCCCUCUUCAUGUCUUGUAAUUCCAUUUGAGGACUCCAAACGUCGAGAUUUCAUAUGCAACUACCUCCAACUCAAUGAUGAUGUUCAAUGCCUGCUUUUGGAUAACAACAACAACAUUCUGCUUCAUGGAUAUCCUGAGUUUGCACGGUAUUAUGGAGCCGAUGCCUUUCCCUUUACCGAUGAGAAGCUGCAGACAGUUGAAGCAGAUGAAGGACCGGAAUGGACAACUUGUUCCACUAACAACCUCGUGUCACUUUUGGGGUGCAGGCCAUCUGAUGUCCUCAAAAAGACCAAUCACGACUCGGUUAUGACAACUAUCUCAGACCUCAAUAAGAAUGAUGUUGUUGGAUUGUUUUUGUGUUCCAAAGGAAAUCUCAUUCCCAAGCUCAAGGAGGUAUAUGAAGAAUGCAAAAUUCAGAAGAAGCCAUUCGAGGUUUUACUGGUCUACAUACCCUUUCAUACCUGUCUUGACCCGAAAAAUCACAAGCUGUGUGUUGAUAAUCUGCUGCAGAAGCACAAGCUUUCUGUGUGGUAUAUGCCCUUUGAUAAUUCCGUAAGCCACAAGCUCUCUCGACUCAUUAGCCCUCUCAAAACAAAUGAUCAGCUUAUUAUCUUUAGAAACCAGCAGGGUGCAGUAUCUAUAGAUAGAUGUGGCAAAAAGAUGAUAAGCCAGUGUGGAAUUGAUGCUUAUCCAUUCAUUAGGAAGUACCUUGUGGAACGCGAAUUGAACAGGGUAAGCGAACUCACCUUGGAGACAUUGUUGGUUUAUAAGACACGUACUUCUGUUCUCAAGGAUAAUAAACAGAUUCCAGUGGCAGAUCUCGAGGGCAUGAAUAUACUUCUUUGGUUUAGCUCUCUUUCUACGGCUGAUUUGCCUUUUUUCGAAAAAGUAUUCAUUUGGUAUAGAGACAUGAAGGAAAAGAUUCCUGGCUUUGAAGUGGUCUUAGUUCUCAAAGAUAAGCCCGAUGUUACAGAUGAGGAUUUUGCACAGUAUGAGGAUUCUGUACUGUCUGCAGGAAUGCCAUGGUUGGUUUGCCCUUUUGAUGCUGAUCACUCAGCUUUCGUCAGGAAGGAAUUGUAUCCGAAUUACUUUGUUGAAUUUGGAAAAGAUGGCCGGCUUCGUUCAUUGAGAGCUGACUACCUUCUUGAUAUUGAUGUUAAUGAAUCUGGAACAAUUCCAUUUGGUAGUAAAGAUCUGCGUUGUGAUGUCACUCAGACUUUUUGUGAUCGCUAUGGGUACUGGGAUGACUUCAUGCGUACCUUUUAUGAAGAGUUGAGUUGAGUUGAGGUUAGUUGAGUGAUGUUUUUGUGUAUAAUUAAGAAGCCUAUGAUCAGUUGGUUUUGUACUGUGUUCAUCAGAGUUUCAGUUAGUCUUGUAUUGUGUUUGGUUUAUUGUCCUGCAUUCUAGGGUAACAACAAAUAAUUAGCAUCUCAUUAGUUGUACACACAAGUAUAUUUCUUUUCCUUUGUGGUUACUUUACUUCAUGCAAAUACCCAAAUUGUUCCUUCUCUCUCUGGAGCAGUAAAUUUUAAAACAGUUCAGCUCAA